AUGUUUAGCACUGCUCCCAUCUACAAGGGUGUGGAUGAAGUGUACUGGUCCUCCUGUGUCUCUCGGCACACUGAGGGCCACGACACGACUGAAUUUGCACAAACGGAGGUCCUUGGAGACCGCGAUGCCCUCGCCGAGCUCCAGGGGGAAACGCAGGAUGUCCUAUCCGUGUUCGUGCUCCAUCCCUGGUAUCGUGGCGCCAAGGUGAACAUGAACAAGGGCGACCAGCACCUGCCCGUGUUCGUGCUGUCGCCUCCACGCUCGCAAUCGUGUUGGCGGCGUCUAGGGGAGAUCCUCGUUCUCGCAGCCGUUGUUGCCCCAGGAGACGACAUACAGUGGGGCAUCGGUGCACACGGCACAAUUACUGGUAAUGCUGUUGUGAGUGUCGGAAGUAACACCUCUGUUCUUGGAAAAAAAGGCUCCUCCCUUGUUGGAGUCGGACUGCGCGUGAAGGAUGCAUCCAAUGUCAUCAUCCGCAACGUGAAAGUCUCCAAAGUCCUGGCUUCUAUUGGUGAUGCUAUCGCCAUCCAGAAAUCAAGCAGGGUCUGGCUUGACCACCUGGACUUGUCCAGCGAUCGUGACCACGACAAAGACUUUUACGAUGGUCUCCUGGACAUCACGCACGGCUUCACGGUUUCUUGGAGCAAGCUCCACGACCAUUUCAAGGCGUCCCUCGUCGGACACUCCGAUAAUAACAAGGCGGAGGACACCAAGAUAACCGUGACAUAUGCCAAUAACCAAUUUGUCAACCUCAACUCGCGCUUGCCUUCCUUCCGCUUCGGCCGCGGCCACAUCUUUAACAACCUCUUCCAAAACCCUAACGACGGUAUUAACACAAGACUUGGCGCUCAGCUCCUUGUUGAGAACAACGUUUUCGCGAGCACGAAGAAACCUAUCUUUUCCACAGACGGCGGAUUCGCUGUAGCCCAUGGCAAUGAUCUCGGAGGGGCGACCAACUCUGCUCCGAAUGGCUCCUUCACCUCUGCUCCUUACUCUUACGCCCUCUCUUCUGUCGCUCAAGUGAAGUCGGCUGUCGCCGCCGGUGCUGGUCAGACACUUUCGUUCUAG
Molecule: messenger RNA, 1068 nt
Organism: Cyclocybe aegerita
Lineage: Eukaryota; Fungi; Basidiomycota; Agaricomycetes; Agaricales; Hemipholiotaceae
Source: the annotation of a GenBank genome assembly